Molecule: messenger RNA, 6572 nt
Organism: Drosophila ananassae
Lineage: Eukaryota; Metazoa; Arthropoda; Insecta; Diptera; Drosophilidae
Gene: gukh
Product: serine-rich adhesin for platelets
Exons: 6
Coding region: 569-6118 (1849 amino acids)
Biological process (GO): actin cytoskeleton organization
Cellular component (GO): cytoskeleton
Molecular function (GO): protein kinase A regulatory subunit binding
Source: RefSeq, a predicted model, not a curated record
AAAUUUCAAAUUUUUUUUGACCGGCGAACGAGAUAGACGUGUGCGCGGACGUCGGCUCUCCGUACCGGCAAAACACACCUUCGAAUCGAAGCUCGAACGACGUAACGACGGCCAAGCCGGCACCCCGAAGUCACCUGGCGGCUGGCAUUCACUCGUGUGCGGCGUGCUAAUUGUGCAAGGGCGAAUAGAAUUAAAAAUAAAAUAAAUAAUAUAAUAAUAGUUCUGGGCGAAAGAGCGGCCUAAUAUAAUACGGCCCAAUAAACCAGUUCAACCAAACUAGUUUGUGUAUGUGCGUGUGGGAAUAGCCGAAAAUACAAAAAGAGCCAAGGAAUUCGGGCCGACAAGCAGACAAUAGCUAGGAGGCUGCGGCAGCGCGAGGAUUCAACUCCAGAAGUUGCUCGACCAGUUUUCGGAGUCGUUUUUGUGUGCGUUCGUGCGGCUUAGUCGGCUCAGCUUAGUCUGUUUUGUUUUGCUGAGCGCAGUGUCGUGGGAGCGCAGGAGGGGCAUGAGGAGCAGCUAGUGACCACCAGAUAGAGCCAGAGAGCCAGCGAGCCAGCUAGCCAGCGCGAUGCCCUUCAUCCAGCGCGUGGUGCAGCCGGUGAACGUGGCCCAGGCCACCGCAGCCAGUCUGGGCCAUGCCGGCGGACGUUUCCACUGCACGCCGGGCAAGUGCCGGAACAACAACUGCAUCAACAAGCAGUCCCCGGAUGCGGAGGCCCCCACCACAGCCCUGGGGUCGCCCACCUCCCUCACCCGGGCGCUGGUCCACAACCACCACAACGGGAUGGAUGACGCGGAGGAGCCCCAGCCGCCGGCCGCCGCGCCCAUGAAGAAGCUGAAACAACACGUCGAGUUCCUCUCCACUUCCCCCACUCGCGUCCAGUCGCAGUCGCUGCCCAACUCGCGCCACCCCAGCCAGCAACGGCCGGCGCUGGCCAGGAUCGCCAGCGCCCCGCAGUCGCCCACCGCCGGCGGAGCCUCCUCCAAGGUGAUAUCCGGGCACGAGUUCGACUCGAUCAGCAACAUCACCCUGAGCAACGCCCUGCGCCAGCUGGCCAGCCUGGUGCUCAUCGCCAGCGACAUCUUCGACGACCUGCAGCGGGACCUGCAGGCGGUGGGCGAGCGGGCGGGCCGCGUCCAGCGCAAGAUAGCGGCGGUGGAGCGACGCGUCUGUGCCUUUGACCCGAAAACGGUCACAGUUCCUGAAAGCGACCUGCUCACCUUCGCACAGCGCAAGCUUCACUACGAGACGGACAAGUCAUUCCAGAAGGAGCUCUUCACCAGCGACACCCGACCCCAGAGCGUCCGGCAGCUGUACACGGAGGCCGGCAAGGAGCUGCCCGUCUCCGCCGGGGCCACGGCCGGAGCUCUGGCCUCCCUGGCCCACUCCCAGGCCCUCACCCCGCCCCGAUCCAUCUCCUUCAACGGCGAGGUCCUGUCCAGCGACAACGAAGUCCUGCAGCUGAACGGCUCCGCGGGAGCAGAGGAUCAGCUCCUGUGCAUUUCGGAGUUCGGGAACGCCAACCGCAAGCUGCGCACGCGCAUCGACGCCGAAAUCGAGAUCCGCCUGCCCGCCGCCAUCGAGGAUCUGCGGAAGUGGACAUCCAGCGAGGCGCUGGGUGAUGUCACCGUCACGCCGGAUUGCAUGCACCAUGUGGACACCUCGGUGAGCACCUCCCUGGCCAUCGGCGACAACGGCCUCCUGACACCGGCCCUCUCUCCGUCCGUCCUCUCCGCCGACGCCGUGGACGCCAUGUACGCCCAGAACCUGAGCCAGGCGGCGGACAGCUCCCAGCACCACCAGUCCCGGAGCAACCACCACCCACAGGCCCUGCUGCCGAACGAUAUCAAUAAAGACGUGCCUUUGAAUCAUCGCCUGCCCUCGCCCGAGGAACAAACCAAACUGAUUGCCUUAAAAUACCCCGCCGAAGUGAUUUCGGUAAACACCAGCGGGAAGCACUUCCAGCGGAUGUGUGCGGCACGAAAGUCCACCAGUGGAUGCUACGCGGGUGGCACCACCGCCGCCGCCGGGUCCUCGAGCAGCGCCUCGCCGGAGAACGGCGGCCAGGCGGAGGGCAACAACCUGGACGACAACGUCCAGACCGUAAGCCGGCGCUCCAGGUCCCGGAAAGUGCGCGGCAAGCGAAGGAACACCAUAGCCGGAAUCGACCAGAAGGAGAUCCAGGACGCGGCCAAUGGCAAUGGGGAGUCGAAGAAUGCCUCGAAUGCCACCUCGCCCGUGGCGCCCGCCUCCAGCCACCAGACAUCCUCCGCCUCCGCCUCCACCGCGGCCUCGGACGCCAAGAAGUCGUCGUCGAAGAAGUUCGGCCGGAGCAAGUCCAGCGACAUCUUAAAAAAGGAAUCUGCUGCCUUGCCCUACGACAAGGGCAAGAGCACCCUCACCCGGCUGAACUCCCUGAAGCAGUGGGGCCGCAACCGGUUCAAGUUCAUGCAACGCACUGGGGACCUGGUCGCCGACCAGCUCGACACCAGCGGCUGCAGCUCCCAGAACAGCAGCUCCUCGGGGGCCGACAAGAAGGAACAUCAUGGGGAAUCCGGACAUGGCGAGAAGCCCAAGCGGGACAUCGACGACGAGUGUGUGGUGCAUCAUUUGGUGGCCCAGAAGAGUGAAUCUCGGUUUUCGCACGAACGAAAGCCCUCGUAUUCCUCCUCGGAGAAGAGCAUGAGUGUGUCCAGCACUGGCCAGCUGCGAGGCAGACUCCAGCCGGUGGGCUCCCUGGCGGCGGCGCAUGUCAAGAUGCGGGAGACGGCCACCCUGAAUCGCCAGCGACGCAACGGCCUCCACGCCCUGGCCGGCAAGGAGGAGCAGCCGCACUCGUCCAGCGGCAACUGGAGUGCCAGCUCGGAGUCCGGGCGUGCCUCCAUCGGCAGCGAGAUCACCAUGCAGCCCAAGUCGAGUGCCUCGAGCACUUCCCUCAAUGUCUCCAGCUUCCAGCCGGGCGGAGCAGGCAGUGGCCCGCCUUCGUCCAUGCUGAGUAGGAGGCGUUUCCUGAACACCUCCGCCUCGAGCAGUGUGACCGGAAGCGAGGGCACUGCCACUCCGGAACUCCAGGGCGAAGCUGGAGGCUAUCCCGGUCAUCUCGACGACGAAACAAGCUCCGCCUACAGCUGCGACACGGAGGGCUACUACACCUCCUUUCACAUGGACAGCGGCCUGCGCACCCUCAAGGAGGAGGAGCCAUCGGCGGUGAACGGCACUCCGCUCCAGACCAGCCUUCACACCAGUAGCUACUCCUUCGGCAGCCAGUCCAACCAGACGGUACUGAACGCAGAGAACGAGUACGAGCUGUUCGGCAAGGGAUCCACGUCGACGACCACCAGCUCGGCGGGCACGGUCUGCACAGUGGCUCUGCUGAGCGGAGCUGUGACCGGGCCGGAUGUCCCGGAGCGGAGCAGCUCGCUGGGCAAGCACAGUGGGCAGAGCCGGAGCCAGAGCACCAGUGCCAGCAGCAGCACCCUGGAGAGGAGCUACAGCAGCAGCACCAUAGGCAGCACCCUGGAGCGCACCGGCACCAUCAAGAGGAAUGUGAAGAUGUCGCCGGCCAAGGGCGGAGCCACGGAAAUCGAGGAGAAGGAGAUGGAGGAGAAGCGGCAGCAGGAGCAGGACCAGCAGCAACUGGAGUUCUCGGAGAGCUCCGACCUGGAGGGAGUGGAGCGCAUAGAGCGCAUCAAGCAGAAGACAGCCAUCAGCUCCAAGCGGAUACCCUCCAUGUGCAUCAUUACGCCCACGACCAGCGACGACGACGAGCACCAGACGAAGCGCGGCCAGGAGGAUCUGAACCGCACUCUUACCAUUGAUGUGGACCAGGACGCCGAGGGCGAGGAGGAGCAGAAGACCCCCACAAACGCCAGCAAGGACCACAACCUCAACGAGCUUAAGCAGACGCCCACGAAAGCCCUCAGCGGGAUGUUCGAAAAGCUAAGGGUGAAACUGGCGCCCGGCAAAAGCUCGCCCACCAAAGGAUCUGGUUCACUGCCAAGUCCCAAGCCCGCCAACUCGAGUGCCGUGAACAACGACGAGCUUUACGACUUGGCCGGCGAGUACGUCACCAUAGCCGACAUCAGCAACAACAACAACAACAACCAGAACCAACGACCCAAGGUGGCUGCCACGGGAAUGGGCAUUUACUAUUCCAAUGACAUAGUUACACGGAGAGCGCCAGUCGCCGUAUCCGAGUAUGUGUCGUUGAACGAGCUGCCCCAGCACUUGCGUCGGCAUGCAGUCUCGUCGGAAACUCCGUCGAAAGAGAGCCAUAGCCAGAGCCAGAGCCGGGCCUGCGCACAACCACCCUACGAGUGUGAGCCGGCGGCAGCAGCUGUCGCCGUAGCUGGGCAAGCGGAGCAACCACCACGGCAGCAGCGAGCCACGGGGGGAGGCGGCGAGGGUGCUGGUAUACCAAUGUAUGCGGAAAUCGGCGAACUGAGCGAGGAGAAGCCGCUCGCGACGACGGCACAGCGACGACUGCGUCCGAACGCCGAGGGGAGGGUCGUAUACGACUCCGACAGUCUGAAGCGGCGCAAGGGUGCACACACCACCUUCGCACCUGGUCCGUACGUGAAGGAAACCGAAAGUGCGUACAGUGCAGUGCCAUCCGUUGCGGGAGAAAGUGCAACAUCAGCCGCGGGAGUAGCAGCAUCAUCUCUGAAAACACCGAAACUCCUACUAUUGAGUGGCGGCAUUGUCAACCGAAAGGUGGCCAAUGUGAGGCCGAUUCUGGCCAAAUCCCCGCUCAGCCGUAACAACAGCAACAGUAGCGGCAUGGCUACCUACCAGGCCGCCGGAGCCACCUACCAGGAGCAGAAGCAGAUCCUGGCGAAUCGAACGAACCCCUUCUACGAGACCAUUGCCGCGCCAGUGGCCAGCCUGAUGAUGCCCUCGCCCUCGGGCAAGUCCAAUUCCUCCACCGGUUCCGCAGCCACCAAUAGUUCCUCCUCCGGCGAAGAAGGGUAUCAACGUUUCUCUAAUAUCUAUGAGCAAGUGCAGCCAGCACCGAACAAUCAGCCCUCGGAGAGUGUUGAGACUGCCUCGCCCUUCCAGCGCAGUGCGCCCAUCUACUGGACCCUGCAGAACCGGCGCAGCCAGCCAAGGCCACAGCCCACGAGCGGGGUGACCUGCCGAGACGACCUCUAUGCCACGCCCAUACGCCGGGCCGAUCGUCUGCCGCGGCCGGUUGCGACAGCAGCCAGCGACGGGAAUCGCAGCAACAUAUCGCCAAUCGUGCCAAGGAACCGCAGCGGCGGUGCCUUCCUCACCUCCACGCCCACACGGGGAGGCCUAGUUGGGGGAGGCGGCGAGGGAGAGAACUCCGGCGCACAGGUGCCCCCGAUGAAGCAGCCCCCGAGGAACUGGAGCGACGACUCCCCCGAGCGCCUGAACACCUGUGCCGACCGAAUCGGUCAGAGCAAGACCACACUGUUGGACUUCAAGAAGCUGCUUCUGGCCAAGUCCGCCAAGGCAAGUCCGGUUCAGCGAAAGGUCUCCGCCGUGGAGCUCCUCAAGAAGUCGUCGGCUGCAGCCAGCCCACCCCCUCCCCAGCCGAAGCCAAUUACCGUGGGCCAGAAAGUGGCGCCCGGAAAGCCCACCCUGAACUCCAGCCUCAAGCUGUUGGAUUUGAGUGGAUCCCCCAAGACGUUCGCCAACCGGAGGAUGCUGCGCCAGGGGCAGUUCGGCUCGCCCUCCAAGACAUUCGCGCCCAAGAUUCGGGGUCCCGUUAAUGCGGUGACUGCUGCAUCGGCGCCUGCACGGACGGACAUUAUGUCCACCACCAUACCGGAGGCCAACAGCGAGGAGGACAACUCGAACACCAGCGGGGGCUCCAGGGCCAGUUCCGAGGCGGGGGACACCAAGCCCACCCUCUCCACCUACGAUCUGAGGCGGAACUUCUUCCUGCAAACCGAGGAGAACAAUUUCAUGCGAGGAGAAUUGAAGUCGAGCUUUGCCAGGACAACAAACGGAGCAGGAGGCGGAGGAGGAGGAUCGGGAGCAGGGUCAGCAGUAUCUGCGGCAAUCGGAGGAGCUGCCAGCGCCGAGAGCAACAAGUGUGUGCCGGCUCCGGUGGCGAAUCCAGCGCUGCCAUCGUUUGAGACGGCUCUGUAAGGAAUCGGGUCUAACCCACUUCUGAAGCCAGGAGGCAGAUAUAGAUAUACACAUAUACAUAUUCCAUAAGUAACGAUCCGAGAAUCGAGAAAUGAGCAAUUCCCUUCCGUAGCCACGCCGAAAUUGCAUUUAUUGACGAACGGAAACGAGUCAGAAGCGAUGCUACUUUAUGCAACUUAUACAUAUAUCAGAAUAUAUAUAGGUAUAUAUAUAUAGAAAUAUACAACACCUUUAUGAAGUAACUGUAUUUUUUAAAUUGUGCUGCUUGUAUAAACCGAGAUGAUGUUUUAUACACGAAUACGAAUCGUCUGUACACCUAUACAACAUAUUUAUUUGUAAUUUUACGUUAUUUAUUGCAUUUAUGUAUUACGCCACACGCAUUGCUCUUUGUUUUGUACGUCUACGAACUAAGGAGACCAGCAAAUAAAUAAUAAACAUUGGAUAACACACUUGA